CGCCGUCAUAAAACUUUGAGAAUUCUCAAAAAAAUUCUCAACUCAACUCUUGAGAAUUACUCAGCUAAGAAUAUUCUCAAAUCAGCCGUCAUAAAUCGAUUUGAGAAUAUUCUUAGAUGAGUAUAUUCUCAAGAGUUGAGUUGAGAAUCUUAUCGUGCGCGACAGUUUUCGCGGAAUUUUUUCAGCGCUGGUAGCGGCCCUGUAGAGCUCUUUAAUGUUAAAAAGGUGAGAAAACGUCAUAGAAACAUGUAAAUAUACCAAUAUUACGUCUUGAAAUUUUGUCGUCUGCUGCAUUUCCUUUUAAUAUGGAGACGAUGGAAGUAAAAAAGAAAGCUAGGGCACAAAAUUGGACCGCUGAGGAAGAAGUUCUGUUAAUAGAGGAAGUGAAAGCGAGAGCAGAAAUCCUCUUUGGACCUCUGAAGGGUUGUGGAAAGUCCGGAAAGAUUAAAGAAAUAAAAGACAGAGAAUGGCAAAUGGUUGCUGACAAGUUAAAUUCACAAUUCGACAACAAGAUGAGAGGUCUGGAGGAAGCGAAGAAAAAAUAUUACAACAUUAAACAGAGAAGCAAAGAAAAACUUGAUUCAGUCAAAAAGCCCAAGACAGGAGGAGGUCCACCCCUCCCACCACUAACACCUGGGGAAGAGACUUUUCUGAACUUGUCAGUAGGCCAACCAAAUGUCCAUGGUUUAAAUGGAGGUGUUGAUUCUGAUGAGCAGCAGAUUACCAACUCCAUUCAAAAUGAAAACAAUACUUUCUGGUGAAAAGCGGUAUCUUUGGAAGAUUUCGUCCUCCUCCAGACUCUCAAGAGGAUUACUAAGGUCCCGAAAUACCCGAGGUCGUCUUAAAAUGCGCUGAUUUUGUCUCCUCUGACGUCUGCGUCUGAUCAUAGCAGCCAUUUUUAAUGCUUGAGAACGUUCUUAAGUCUGCAUUUUUGUAGACUCAAAUAUUUGAGAAUAAAACUGAUUUUGAGAAU
This is a messenger RNA of Ostrea edulis (European flat oyster), 973 nucleotides long. RefSeq lists its product as uncharacterized. Bases 306 to 761 code for a protein of 151 amino acids. NCBI's taxonomy places the organism in Eukaryota, Metazoa, Mollusca, Bivalvia, Ostreida, Ostreidae. Gene Ontology annotation, cellular component: nucleus. The record is from RefSeq and is a predicted model, not a curated record. The transcript is spliced from 4 exons.